AGGGGAAUAGAGGGGUUGGCAGAUCCCUGAAGACAACUAGCACUCCCUGCGGAGAGGUUCCAGCCACGGAGUCGAUCCCUCUGCCCGUGUUCUCAACUCCUUGCACUUCUGCAAUCGCUCUUGAAACGGCUCUCUGGCUGCAAGAAAAUCCUAUCAGAUCUGUUACCAAGCAAAUUGAAGUUUCCAGUCCCUCCGGGCCAGUGUGGCAAGCAUCUUCUACUCUCCCUGGGAGCUGCUUUGUGCGUUUGGCACUUUCUACCUGGGAUGGAGCAGAGCAUGAAACAGACUACUGAGGUCCUGCUGCAUCUGGCACCUGCUGAAGUUGCCAGCCUCAAGGAAGGAAUCAAUUUUUUUCGAAAUAAGAGCACUGGCAAAGACUACAUCUUAUACAAGGAUCAGAACCACCUGAAGGCAUGCAAGAACCUGUGCAAGCACCAAGGAGGCCUGUUCAUCAAAGAUAUCGAGGACCUGGACGGCAGGUCUGUUAAAUGCACAAAGCACAACUGGAAGUUAGAUGUGAGCACCAUGAAGUAUACUAACCCUCCAGGGAGCUUCUGCCAAGAUGAGCUGGUGAACGUCGCCCAGGUAACGUAUCUCACGCACGCCUGCAUGGACCUCAAGUUGGGAGACAAGAGGAUGGUGUUCGACCCUUGGCUAGUGGGUCCCGCUUUUGCCCGAGGGUGGUGGCUGCUGCAUGAGCCUCCCUCCGACUGGCUGGAGAGGCUGUGCCGGGCAGACCUGAUUUACAUCAGCCACAUGCACUCGGACCACCUGAGCUACCCGACACUACAGAAGCUUUCCCAGAGACGACCCGAUGUUCCCAUUUAUGUUGGCGACACGGAAAGACCAGUGUUUUGGAAUCUGAAACACAGUGGGGUCCAGUUGACUAACAUCAACGUGGUGCCAUUUGGAGCAUGGCAGCAGGUAGACAAAAAUCUUCGAUUCAUGAUCUUGAUGGAUGGCGUUCAUCCUGAGAUGGACACUUGCAUUAUUGUGGAGUACAAAGGUCACAAGAUACUCAACACCGUGGACUGCACCAGACCCAAUGGGGGAAGGCUGCCCGUGAACGCUGCUCUGAUGAUGAGUGAUUUUGCUGGAGGAGCAUCAGGCUUUCCAAUGACCUUCAGCGGUGGGAAAUUCACUGAGGAGUGGAAAGCCCAGUUCAUUAAGACAGAGAGGAAGAAGCUGCUGAACUACAAGGCUCAGCUGGUGAAGGACCUGCAGCCCCGCAUCUAUUGUCCCUUCGCUGGGUAUUUUGUGGAGUCCCACCCAUCAGACAAAUACAUUAAGGAAACAAACAUCAAAAAUGACCCAAAUCAUCCCUGCCCUGGGGGUCUCACGUGCCUGAGUUCAGGGCUGGUGAGAGAAGGAGCAGGAGGGUGGACAGGACCCCUCAGGGAGGCCCGGCUGGAGGAACCCUGCCCUGGCUCAGGCUCAGGUGGAACUUCCCAGCAGCCUCAGCCUCUGCUCUGGAGGCCUGCCUUCCCCGCCUGCGCACUCUCCCCUCACUGUUGUCCCGCUGUGUCUUUAAGCAAGGGCAUCGUGGAGCCUCCAGAAGGGACCAAGAUCUACAAGGAUUCCUGGGACUUCCAGCCAUACCUGGACGCCCUGCGUGCUGCAGUCGGCGACGAGAUCUUUCUGCACCCAUCCUGGAUAAAAGAAUACUUCACCUGGGCUGGAUUUAAGAAUUAUAACCUGGUGGUCAGGAUGAUCGAGACGGAUGAGGACUUCAACCCCUUUCCUGGAGGGUACGACUACUUGGUGGACUUCCUGGAUUUAUCCUUUCCUGAAGAAAGACCCAGCCGGGAGCAUCCCUAUGAGGAGGUUCGCAGCCGGGUGGACGUCAUCAGACACGUGGUGAGGAACGGGCUCCUCUGGGAUGACCUGUACAUAGGAUUCCAGACCCGGCUGCAGCGGGACCCCGACAUAUACCACCACCUGUUUUGGAAUCAUUUUCAAAUAAAACUCCCACUGACGCCACCCAACUGGAAGUCCUUCCUGAUGCACUGCGGUUAGAGGGACCUGGGACUUCUCAGGGAUGCCAGACCACAUGAAGAAUUCGAGAAUUUACCUGCUCCACCUUGAUACAGGUUCAUCCCAGAGAAACUACGCUUUAUCACAUAAGCAUCGGAUGUCUGCUGCCUUCGUGAGAUGUUUACAAAACUUGUGGAUCACUACGCAGAUACGCAAAUAUAUUUUUCUGGGGGUGUUGCUCAGUGCCAGAUUAUAUGCUUAGAUGCAUGAAGUACUGGGUUCCUAUAAAUCUCACCCAUAAUUCUCAAUAGAAGGAAACAAUGAAUCCCAAAGGAACAAGCCCUGUAUGCAAAACAAGGCCUAACAAAUUGAGAUAUGAA
Messenger RNA from Ictidomys tridecemlineatus (thirteen-lined ground squirrel), 2354 nucleotides. Lineage: Eukaryota; Metazoa; Chordata; Mammalia; Rodentia; Sciuridae. The record is from RefSeq and is a predicted model, not a curated record.